GCAUUCUGCAAAACCCUCGAAGCCCGAAGUCCGAAGCCCGAAGCCGAUCCUCCAAAUUCCUCGAUCCAGGUUGACGGUAAGGACCGAUCCGUCCCUCUUGCCAUUGACUGGCCUCACUUGUGUUCGGAUCUAUUCGUCUUCUUCUUCCAUCGCUUCGAAACCCUAAUCUUUAUUCGACUUCGGACUGAGAAAGAUAAUUGCAGAUUGGGGAUCCGUGAUGGCUCGUCUCUAUGUUGGCAAUUUGGACCCCCGAACUACUGCCCGGGAACUUGAAGAUGAGUUUCGAGUAUUUGGGGUUCUGCGAAGUGUGUGGGUUGCUAGAAAACCUCCGGGCUUUGCUUUCAUUGAUUUUGAUGAUCGGAGAGAUGCUCAGGAUGCAAUUCGUGAUCUGGAUGGCAAGCAUGGAUGGAGAGUUGAGUUGUCCCAUAACUCUAGCAGCAGCCGUGGUCGUGACCGUCAUGGAGGUUCAGAUAUGAAGUGCUAUGAAUGUGGAGAGCCUGGUCAUUUUGCUCGUGAAUGCCGUUUGCGAAUUGGUCCCGGAGGAUUAGGAAGUGGAAGGCGCCGGAGCCGAAGCAGAAGUAGAAGUCCCAGAUAUCGCCGAAGUCCAAGCUAUGGUCGAAGAAGUCAUAGUCCUCGUGGCCGUUCUCCAAGACAGCGCAGUCCGUCACCUCGUAGGCGCAGUUAUAGCAGGUCACCUUCUAAUGACAAUCGCCAUUCUGAAUCACCACAUACUAAUGGAUACAGGCGUAGCAGGAGCUGAGGACUGUACGUGGUCAUAUGCCUCUCUUUGUGAGCGGUAGCUCCCUGGGCUAAUGUCGAAAUGAAAUGUCUUCUAUUUGAUCAACACUCGACAACUUGAAUUUGGAUAAGUCUCUUUGAACUUUAUUUAACAUAUACCUGUCUUUCAUAAAACACCAAGAACUAAUGGUAUUUGGUUAUGAAAUAGACAUUGAUGCUACUAGGAUGGUGAAUUGCAACUAAGCUCUAUGUAUUCUUUUCUUUUGUGUGUCGAGGAGGCGUGAUCCUGCUUUAGUGACUUGCCCGUCUUCGGCAUUCGUUGCUUUUGUGGUUCUCCUCCACAUCACGUCGUUUUGUUCUUCGCUCGCUCACACCAUCUUCGACGAUUUGAGAAUAUCUUCGUUCUUGAUUUAGAUGCUUCUUCAUGCUUGAUACUCUUCGCCAAUGAUGCUGCUUCUCGCAUAGUUGUACAGCCCAUUCUCCUAGACGUAAUGAGGAGCUACAUACCCCAAUACGCUUCUGAAGCAAUUGGGUGGUUGGGGUUCUUACUUCCUAGAAGUACAAUCUGCUGAAUGGUUGCUGAUCUGCAAUGCUGAAGGUCAGACAGAACUAAAACUUCAACUAAUUGGAGCUGUUAUCAUCUUUUUCAUCGUCAAUAUGGAUUACAAUGCUUAAAAUGUUUUCUUUUAUUUUAUAUUCCUUUGCUAAUAAUUUGAGCUUGAGAAAGCUUCUCUUUAAGAAAGAAA
Molecule: messenger RNA, 1484 nt
Organism: Musa acuminata subsp. malaccensis (wild Malaysian banana)
Lineage: Eukaryota; Viridiplantae; Streptophyta; Magnoliopsida; Zingiberales; Musaceae
Product: serine/arginine-rich splicing factor RSZ21A
Biological process (GO): mRNA splicing, via spliceosome
Cellular component (GO): nuclear speck
Molecular function (GO): RNA binding; zinc ion binding
Source: RefSeq, a predicted model, not a curated record